CCGUACACAACUAAUCCAAACGCCUCUAAGUUCAGAGUCCAGUCCGGGUUUUGUGACUCUCCCGCCGGGCAGAUAAGCUUAACUCGUCUUCCUUUGUGUUUGAACCGGGUUUUUUCUCUCUCCUUCCUGGCACUUAUGGGACCGGGGACUCUGGAGAGCACCGGGUCCGUCUGCAUGUCGCACUGCUCACUCAUGUCCGCGGGACAAGAACCCGACUUCCCCGGCGACGAGGCGUUCGCGAGCCGCUUCCCCGUCCAUCGCGCCUGCCGGGAUGGGGACGUCGGAGCCCUGGUGUCACUGACGGAGCAGCUCGCCCAGAGCCGGGCUCACCUGGCGGCCGAGGACUCCUGCUGCGGGUGGACCCCCCUUCACUGGGCGGCGCACUAUGGACAGCUGGAGUGUGUGGUGCGCCUGGUGCAGAUGGGCUGCGGGGUGAACACGGUGACCAGCCGCUUCAACCAGACACCGACACACACCGCGGCGUUCGGAGGACAUCCUCACUGUGUGGUGUGGCUGACUCAGGCCGGAGCUGACGUCAACAGGCAGGACUUUGUAGGUGAGGCUCCCAUCCACAAGGCGGCUCGCUCAGGUAGCUUGGAGUGUGUCCAGGUCCUGCUGAUAGCAGGUGCAAAACCGCAUUUAAGGAACGCCAGUGGGCAGACCGCAGCGGACCUGGCCCACGCUCACGGCUUCCUCGACUGUUUCCGCUUCGUCUCCAACCCCCAGGAGCACCUGCUGCAGCCCGACGGCCUCCGUGAGAGCGGCGUGCAGAACGGCAGCGGCCCCUGGGGUCAGGGAUCGCUCAGCAGGAAGAGGCUGCCGGCCAGCGUGGACUCUGGACACACGAAGAAGGCCAGGAGAGCUGAGGAUGUGUUGGUGCAGGUUCACGGCAGUGGAGCGGAGGAGGUGGAGAGCAUGAGUGUGGAGGAGUCCGCUCAGGAGCUCGGCCCAGCAGUUGAUGACACCAAAGGCGUGACCAACGGCCAUCAUCAGACGCUUCCUCGCGCCGCCCAGGAUGAGCCCGAGCCUCCCAAAACAUCUCCCCCUCCAGCCAAUCGGCCGGCGACUGCGGUGUCCACGCAGCGCUCGUCCCCCGACAUGUGUGGCUCGCUGCAUCUGACCGGCAGUCCGAGCAGCUGUGUGUCCCAGCGGCCGGCCUGGUGGGGGCUGAUGGGAGCCGACUGCAGGGACUUCCAGCACUACGGACAUUACCACGGCUUCGGAGACACAGCGGAGGAGCUGAGUGACAGCGGCCACGUCCAGUACGGCGGCAUCCAGGCUGAGCACAGAUACAAGCAGGCCGUGGCCGGCACCGUCCACCUGUACCACAGCUCGUAGACACAGAGGCUCCGCCCCCCUGGAGUGCCUCUCUGACAAGGUGUCCCGCCUCCAAACCCAGAGCCUCUGCUACGGAUAUCCAGGAUAUGUUAGCCAUAACUCAAAGUCCUCUUACUAGUCUUUUAACCAUAUCUCACGGUCUUUUUCAGCACAUGGAGCUGGCUACAGAAAGAUUAAAGAGGCAGUAACCGAUUUUAAUCCAAUACAAUUAUAGUAAAAAUCAUAAGAUAGAGACAAGCUCUCUCCGAAAUCGCAGAGACAAGGAGGCACAGUCGCUUCCCCCUUAGCUUCAUCAGAACAGAAAUAAAUCUGUCCCCGGACGACUCCAACUCUUAACAUAUUGAAUGUCCAAUAUAUAUACAAUAUAUAUAUACAAUAUAGUGACCACACUGUGCGCAUAAUGUACACACUAUUACUCACGCACACAUCUAUUUUCUUUUAAAAUAUUUGGUGCUAAAUUCAGUUCCUUGUCAGUGUGAGGGGGACUCUGAUCAGAUUGAUUGUUUGUCGUGGAAACUGGGACUCAGUGUUAGUAUCUACAGUCCCGUCCUCCAGGUCCGUCCACCAGUCUGAACUGAACUGGGUCCAGGUGAUUCGGCUUGUUAACGAUAAAUCAGGAAGGUUUCAUCCGUUUCCCCCUUUGUGCUAAACACAGUCCAGACCUAGUGUCUCUGCAACAGAGGCACAGAAAUCAAACCGGUGUAGCAUCGUGACACAAAUAUUGUCGCCUGUACACAACAUGAAGAUCAGAUUUUUGGACUUGAUGUGAUGUCACACACACACACACACACACACACGUACACCCCAGCGUUACGAGUCCAGCUCCCAUGUAAUGCUCAGUUCUUGUGUCGCCUUCUGGUUCCAACACAACCUCACAGAAGUGAAAAGCAGAGACACAAACACACAUCGUUCCAACAACACUGCUCUUUCCUUUACUAAGGGCUAUUUGCUAUUAUGAUUAUUUGUGUGUGUGUCGGUGUGUGUGUGUGUUGGUGGAGGUUGUCCUCUCUGAAUGUGUCGGCAGGGAGGAACAGCCGCGCUGAAACUGAAACCAAAGGGAACGUGUCGUUGCUUUUGAUAUGAAACCAUUUGUUUGUUAUUUAUAUUCUAGAGCAGAUGAAAUGUCUUCAUUCACAGCCGUACUGUCAUUUUGUAAAGAUACUGAUAGAUACUGAUUCAUGUAGACUAUGUGCCGUCUAAGUGCCAAAGUCUGACCGUUUUAUACUUGUUCUGGAUGUUUGCCUCUUUUCCUAUUAAAACCUUUUUGCAGUUUGAUAAAAA
Molecule: messenger RNA, 2619 nt
Organism: Scophthalmus maximus (turbot)
Lineage: Eukaryota; Metazoa; Chordata; Actinopteri; Pleuronectiformes; Scophthalmidae
Product: ankyrin repeat domain-containing protein 10
Exons: 6
Coding region: 136-1338 (400 amino acids)
Molecular function (GO): protein binding
Source: RefSeq, a predicted model, not a curated record